AUACAAGAGCAGCUGAGCAAAACGUCACUAUUUCUCAUCAGUUACAACUGCAACCAAAAAUAAAACACUUUCACUAUCCUUUCAAAACAUUUUUAGAAAUCUCAAGCAGUGUGUUUCAUAUCAUUGUAAUUAAUUACAUGUUCUCACUUGUUCAAUUAUAAAUACAAAUACAUUAAAAACCAUUCAUAGCGCAGCCUCUUAUGCAUCAGGAGACUGCUGGAAGAAACAGAAGAGUGCAAUAAUAAAGUUCAUUAAGAGAAACCUUUAGGUAUUAGUAUUAGUAUUAAAUGCAUAAAAUGUUACAAAAAACACAGACAGAGAACUGAGAACACAGAGACGCAAGAAAUAGCAUCAUUUCAUUAAAGUGAAUCAGUUCAAAGUGGCUCUAAAUAUAGAGGUAACAUGACAUUCAACAGUAGUUUCAUAAUCCUCAUUACCAACCACUUCUGUGGAAAAAAAGUCGCCCUCAGCUGCAACAUGUGCUGCUCAACCACCGAUGUCCAACACACUCAUUAUGAGCCAUUCGACUACUAGCAGCCACUUAACUACCGGUUCAUACUACUAACUCACGGCAGUCCGUGUAGAGACACAGAAUGGAGCAUUUCAACAGAAUGACGGCUCCUGCUUCGGAUAAACUUAGGCAGCUCCAAAAAAUGGUCCAAGACAUAAAAAAGAAUGACGACAGCCUUUUCAACAGAUUAAAAAGGUUUCAGACAGAACAAGCAGCUAAUAUUCUCAAAACCGGGAGAAAUACUCUGGACCGAAUAAAGAAGAAAAGACCUCCGAAAGUACCAGUACGAGACUAUCAAGGUGAAGCUCCAGAUUCUGACAAGGACUCUGACUCAGAUUUUGACAGCGAUACGUAUGAGGACCCUCAGGGUGAACAUGACGACAGCUACGAACCUCCGCCGAGGCAUGAAGGACACAUGAAGGCCUUUACAGUCAGCCCGUCCAUCACCAACCCCAGAGGAGAGUAUGUGGACAGCUGUCGUGAUCGACCGGAAAAACCAAACCAUCCCGUCCAUAUGCAACAGCGGCAGAAACCCCCACGACCGACCCACCGCAGCCUGAGAGAGGAAGAUGAUGGCGAUUACAUUGAGCCGGAGGACGAAAGAGCUGAUGAUAAUUACAUUGACCCCACUGGGAAAACACCAUCAAAGCCGCCGAUUAACAGAGGAGCCAAACCGUGUGGAAAAAGUCCUGAUUUCUGCGUGGUUCCUGAUAUGAAGGAGAAUUCUCAGUCUAAGACCAGCAGGAGUAACACAACUCUACAACCCAACACACAGAAGGCGCCACCUAAAGCCAGUCCACGAAUGAACGUCAAAAGGCCAACAACAACUCAAGAACCAAAGUCAGAGGAUGAGUAUGAGGUGUGUGACGCAGAAGACAGUGUUAAUGAAGGGCCAGAGGAGACCACAGAGGCCCGGAGACCAUCAGUACCUCUGCCGCUACCUAGAGACCUGAAGAAACCAAAUCCUGCCGUGAUAGCGAAACCAAACAUUCCUCACAGGGACAGUGAAGCCACACCGAUUAAAACAACACCAGUAACUAUACCACGAAGCUCACCAGACACCAUGCCGAGCCCAUCAGCAACAGGGUUCCAUCGAGCCAAGAUGCCUCUGCCUCGGCAGCUUCCCCCACAGAGCAGAGGGACGUUGCCUUCAGACAGCAGAUCAGCUAGAGAUGCUGAAGAGGAAGCUGGUGUGUAUAAAAAGGUUUGGUAUGCAAGCAGCUGUGACCGCAAGACAGCAGAGGACGCUCUCAUACGCUCAGCUAAGGACGGCUCUUUUCUGCUCAGGAAGAGCUCUGGUGUGGACGCACAGCAGCCGUACACCCUGGUGGUGUUUUACAACAGUCGAGUUUACAACAUCCCUGUCCGCUACAUCACUUCCACCAAGCAGUAUGCUUUGGGGAAAGAAAAACAAGGAGAGGAGCGUUUCAGCAGCGUCUCAGACAUCGUUGAGAACCACCAGAAGAAUCCUCUAGUGCUGGUCGACUCACAGAGCAACACCAAAGACUACACCAAACUCAGACACGCAGUCAAGCCUUGAGGCAGCUGUGAAACUCAAGACAUUCAUGACAAAUAUAACUGCAUUGAGAGGGUGCUGACAUUCAUUCAACUGUGUGGUAGUGUCACAUUUACCUUAAUACAGGAUGGAAACAGAUACGCUUGCAAAGCUGGGACUUGCUGCUACUUUUAUAACUUAUUUAGCCGAAUGACAUGUGAUAUUUUUAUUCUGACGGUGACAAAAGUAUGUUGCGCAUUUAAAAAUACAGCAUAAGAGAAUGCGUUCUGUGCAAACCACCCCGAAAAACAGGGAGAAGAGCAAUGUUAUAUAAAGAUAUACACACAUAUGGUACAGUUUAUACAUGUUUAUGGGUGUAUGAUUACGUGUUUUGUAUUACAAAGUGUAUUGAGUAAAAAAAAAAAUUUUUAAAUUUAAUUAAAGCGAUUGUUUUUAUGUAUUAUGUUGUGUAAAAUUAUAAUGAUUUGCACUGUACAACCCUAAAUAUUUGCAUAAAGGGGAAUAUUUGUCACGUGG
Cyprinus carpio (common carp) is the source of this 2543-nucleotide messenger RNA. RefSeq names its product B-cell linker protein-like. Gene Ontology annotation, molecular function: protein binding. The record is from RefSeq and is a predicted model, not a curated record. Gene Ontology annotation, biological process: intracellular signal transduction; cell surface receptor protein tyrosine kinase signaling pathway. The transcript has 23 exons. Bases 594 to 2051 code for a protein of 485 amino acids. NCBI's taxonomy places the organism in Eukaryota, Metazoa, Chordata, Actinopteri, Cypriniformes, Cyprinidae.